AUGACCUUAGACAUACUCCCAGCUUUUGUUGGGUCUUUAAUACUAGCAGUUUACCUGACGAGGUUCUUUUUCUUGAAGCUGAAGGCAAAAACGCCUCUUUUUUUGGGCAGUGAAUUAGAUAGACGAAAAAAGCCAACUCUGGUAGUGCUUGGAUCUGGUGGACACACGACUGAGAUGCUGAGACUGUUGGAUCACAUGCAGAAAGAGAUAUACAAUCCUAGAUACUAUUUCCUGGCCAACACAGACCACAUGUCUAUUAAAAAACUGAAGCUGAGAUCGCUGUCGCCUGAUUUGCGAGAUCUAUUAAGAGUCGAGGAAAGUUCUCACGGCGUAUACAGUUUGGACGAUUAUCAGUUUCUGCCAUUUUAUUUCGGCAGUAGUCAAUUGGCUGGGUCUGCAUUGGAACCAAAAGACAUACCAGACAUGGACGCAAUGACAACUAACAAGGACAAUUAUCUUCUCUGUGCGGCUAUUGACCAUAUCAAUAAGGUAAAAACUGGCCCCUUCUCAGAGCAUUCGAAUCAGCUGUGGAAUAUUUCUGCUGUGCCUCAUUGGAAAAAAGUGAAUGAAGGCCUACUGAAGAUGUACAAAGCUGAGGUGUUGUCCAAAUUCCCUAUUGUGCAACAUCUGUUGUUUGGAACUUUGUUCAAAUUUGAACCGUUUACUUAGUUAUUGAAUUGUACGCAACUAAUUUCAAUUUUCGUUUGCAAAA
This is a messenger RNA of Symsagittifera roscoffensis, 712 nucleotides long. RefSeq names its product serine/threonine-protein phosphatase 2A activator-like. The transcript is spliced from 4 exons. Gene Ontology annotation, molecular function: protein tyrosine phosphatase activator activity; peptidyl-prolyl cis-trans isomerase activity. The coding region runs from base 1 to 669 and encodes 222 amino acids. Gene Ontology annotation, cellular component: nucleus; protein phosphatase type 2A complex; cytoplasm. Gene Ontology annotation, biological process: mitotic spindle organization; dolichol-linked oligosaccharide biosynthetic process. The record is from RefSeq and is a predicted model, not a curated record. NCBI's taxonomy places the organism in Eukaryota, Metazoa, Xenacoelomorpha, Acoela, Convolutidae.